AUCCCGCCUUGAAUGCCAAAAAAACUUUCAAAAUAACUUCUACCCACAAUAAAGAAGAAAUGUUGUAAAUUUUAGGCAUUUUAGAUGUCGGUAGAAGUGUUUUAUAGGAUGCGCAAAAAAUGAAAAAGAAAGACUUUUUGGGACGGAGGGAGUACAAAUUAAGAAGGAAUAUUAUACCCAGAAUAGUAUACUCAUCAUUUCUGCCCCUUUUCUCUAUCUUUGCUCUAAAACUUACCUUAACACUCCAUUUUCAUAAGAAAAAUAAUGGAAAUAAGUACCAGUCCAGAGAAUGAGAGCACAUCCAGCGACUCCGCGGCGGCGCCGGCGUCUUUCCCGGCGCCGGCGAAAUGGCCGGAGAGUUUAUGCCGGAUGGGAAGCGGAACGAGCGCGAUCAUCGACGCUGCGGAUAGCGGCGUCGAGGCCGAGUCUUGCCGGAAGCUGCCGUCGUCGAGGUUCAAAGGCGUGGUCCCGCAGCCGAACGGCCGGUGGGGCGCGCAAAUCUACGAGAAGCACCAGAGGGUUUGGCUGGGGACGUUCAACGAGGAGGAGGAGGCCGCCCGGGCUUACGACGUCGCGGCCCUCCGCUUCCGCGGCCGCGACGCCGUCACAAACUACAAACCGCCGCAAGUUCUAUCAGACGAUGGCGGCGGUUUCGAGUCCGCGUUUCUCGGGUCCCACUCCAAGCUCGAGAUCGUCGACAUGCUCCGAAAGCACACUUACGAUGACGAGCUGGAGCAGUUCAAGGCCGGCGGUGGCGGCGGUGCCGCCGCCGCCGCGACUGCCGCCAAGAAAAGCGGGAAUGCAUCUCGUGAACCGCUUUUCGAGAAGGCGGUGACGCCGAGUGACGUCGGAAAGCUGAACCGGCUCGUCAUCCCGAAACAGCACGCCGAGAAGCACUUCCCGCUGCAGAGCGGCGGCGGCGGCGGGGAGGGGCCGAAAGGGAUUUUGUUAAAUUUCGAGGACCAUGAGGGAAAAGUGUGGAGAUUCCGGUACUCGUACUGGAACAGCAGUCAAAGCUACGUGUUGACCAAAGGGUGGAGCCGGUUCGUGAAGGAGAAGAGUCUCAGACCGGGCGACGUCGUUUUCUUCCUCCGGUCUACCGGUCACGAAAAGCAGCUAUACAUAGACUGGAAAGCGGUGGGAGGGGGUGGCGUGCCACCUCCGCCGCCGCAGGUUCGGUACAGGACAAUCGGGUGUCUGCAAAAGAGCCCGGUUCAAGUGGUCCGGCUUUUCGGAGUGAACAUAUGGAAUAGUAAUGUCCGAGACGACGCUAGCGGGACCGGCGGGGAGAUCGCCGCCACGUGCGGCGGCGUGAAGAGGCUGAGGGAAAUGGAGUUGCUUGCGGUAGACGGUGGCAAGAAACAAAGGCCGAUUGAUGCUUUGUAGCCGAAAUUCAGUACAGUACGGUGUAUUAUUAAUUUAGACUCAAUCAAUUUCUCUCCUUUUUAAUUCACUGAAUUAUUUUUGUGCUAAAAAUUACAAAAUGUAUAUUAGGGGAUGGAAUUGGAAAUGCUAUUGCUCUUGAUCGUCCGGUAGACCCUGACGAGUUGGUUUGUUUCACUCGACGACAUACGGAUGGUAGUUGGAUUGACGACCGCUCAAAGGAGAUAUAUGACAAGUACCAAGAGGCUAUCCACGACAUUUCAUCUCAAGCCUCGAUUGGCGGCACUCAACCUGAAGCUGUAGACUCAUUGA
This is a messenger RNA of Cuscuta campestris, 1695 nucleotides long. Lineage: Eukaryota; Viridiplantae; Streptophyta; Magnoliopsida; Solanales; Convolvulaceae. The record is from the annotation of a GenBank genome assembly.